Molecule: messenger RNA, 1820 nt
Organism: Brienomyrus brachyistius
Lineage: Eukaryota; Metazoa; Chordata; Actinopteri; Osteoglossiformes; Mormyridae
Product: KIAA1328 ortholog
Exons: 11
Coding region: 56-1792 (578 amino acids)
Source: RefSeq, a predicted model, not a curated record
GGUGCUACAUGUUCCGCACACCGCUUGGCUUGAUGGGAGUGGCGGUUGUUUCAAUAUGGCGGAUGUAACCGGUUGGAAUCGUAACGGUGGGAUUUUCUGGAUUAGGGAUACGUCAGACGAAGAUCAGCCCGUGGUAUUCGUACCUGGUGUGAGCAGAGAAAAGAUUAUGGGAAUGAAGGAGGGAUCAAGGUGUGGUCUUGACAGAAAGGGGAAGAUGAAACCAAGCAAAGUGGACAGAAAUGCAGUAGCUGGCAGCAGUGCAAAGAGGAAGCUCUGCGUGGCCCCUGAACACAAGGCUAAGGGCUCCCCUGUCUAUGCUACUCCCUCAGCGAUGUCUGCGGUCCAGUCUCGAGCUGACAGCCGUUUCCUGCCCCCUGCUGUCCCCAGCACGGAGCUGGCUGAAGCAGACCAAGCCAAGAGCCGUGCCUGUCUCAAGGACCUCUGCCCUGAAGACAAGCGUCGUAUUGCCAACCUCAUCCAGGAACUGGCAAGGGUGACUGAGGAGAAGGACGAGACAAUGCAGAGGCUUCAUGAUGAACAAGAAUCUUUUGAGAGGAAAAUCCAACAGCUUGAGGAACAGAACCAGCUCAUUGUCCAGGAACGGCAAAGCCUGCAGCAGCAGUAUCGCGAGUGUCAGGAGCUGCUGUCACUCUACCAGCAGUAUCUGUCCCAAGAGCAUGAGAAGCUCAGCCAGUCAUGCUCCCAGCGCAAGCAGGUGAGCACUGAUGAAUUUGUUCCUGCCGGUCCACGGAGACCGGGGGGGCAUGACUGCUCCUACUUGGGUCUCUCUAACCAUGACGCAGUAAAAGGAGAUGGGCAGAGAAGCUCCAGGACUGACACUCCCACCCAGCACCCUGCCAGUAGCUACCAGCCCAGUGACCCAGCUGAGAGAGCAUCCCAAGUCACUGGUCCUCAAGGAGUAAGACAAGGACCUCAACAUCCAGGAACCUUCAAGUGUGCAGGGUCUGUCACUGUGGACUCCAGGAGCACCAAAGAGAUGUGCGGUUCUUUCUGUUCUCCUUGUGAGAUGAGGCUAGAGGACGGGGGGCCAAGCUCAAGUGAGGUGGCGGCCACAGCACCCCCUGCUGGCCAGGAAGACUGGAAAGAGAGGAGGAACCGUCUCCUGCUGCAGAAGAUGGAGCUGGAGGUGGAGCGUGAGCGGCUUCAGGCUUGCUUAACUCAGCAGGAAGAACGCUUACUCCAACAGAGGCAGCGGCUGCGUCAGUCUCGCCUGGAGCACAGCAGGUUGCCAGAUGUUCCAGUGGGGGGAUCCGACAGUGUCUCGAAUGGGCUGGAGCUGCAGAAGCAGAACACCCCACGCGGUGAUUUGAGCUGUCAGGUGGAUGUCCGGGUUUUGCCUGUUGGCACAGCAGGGCAGCCAGCCACUGACAAAGGCGCCAUGUCCCACCCUUUGGACCAGUCUCUGCAUUCAGGGGGGGCCGUGACCUUGCCCACUGAGCAUGCUGCCCCCUCCACUGUGGAGUCCAGUGUCCAGCUCCAGUCUGUUCCUUCUGCAGUGGAUAAGACCCCCCGCAGCCGCUCACUACGCAUCACGCAACCUUGCAGUGUGGACUCCACUCUGAUUGAAUUGCUGGAAGUGAUGAGCCCCAUCUCGGGGAGGGACUACACGGGGUUCCUUACCCAGCAGCGUCUGAAGCCGCCUUUCAUUGCCAGUGGAGUGCGGGGUAUGCCUGCUUCAGCCUCGUUUGUCCCUCCUCCAUCUCCACAGCACAGCAUGCAGGAGGACCCAGAGGAGAGUCAGCUUCUGGAGGAGAUCUUCUUUAUCUGUUAACACAGAAAAUACCCCCCCCCCCCCCCCC